UUCUGCCUUGCUGCACGUUUGUCUGACAGCUCGAUCCCAGCUUCACCGUUAUGUCUCUCGGUAAAGUUGCCCGGAGUUUGGUGCUUCCUGCCCGGGUCGCCCUGCGGCCCUGGGCCCCGGCUCUCCACCGGAGCUACGCCGCUGUCGCCGAAGCCAGAGCCGUGCUGGAGACCGAGCUGGAGGGGAUCCGAGCCGCAGGGACGUGGAAGGCGGAGAGGAUCAUCACGUCGAAGCAGGGACCGCAGAUCAACGUGGAGGGCAGCCGCAGCACCAUACUGAAUUUCUGUGCCAACAACUACCUCGGGCUGUCCAGUCACCCCGAGGUGAUCCAGGCGGGGGUUGAUGCUCUGAAGACUCACGGAGCUGGACUGAGUUCAGUCAGGUUCAUCUGUGGCACACAGGAUCUACACAAGGAUCUGGAGCAGAAGCUAGCAGAGUUCCACGAGAGGGAGGACUGCAUCCUGUAUGCUAGUUGUUUUGAUGCUAACGCUGGACUCUUUGAGGUCCUGUUGGGUCCAGAUGACGCGGUUCUGUCCGAUGAGUUGAAUCACGCCUCCAUCAUCGACGGGAUCCGACUGUGCCGAGCGAAGAGGCUGCGCUACAAACACAUGGACCUCAGCGACCUGGAGACAAAGCUCAAAGAGGCUCAGUCGUCUCGUCUUCGUCUGGUUGUGACGGACGGCGUCUUCUCGAUGGACGGAGACGUGGCUCCUCUGUCAGGAAUCUGUGACCUGGCUGAGCAGUACGGAGCGUUGGUGUUCAUCGACGAGUGCCACGCUACCGGGUUCCUGGGGGCCCGAGGCAGAGGAACAGACGAGCUGCUGGGAGUGAUGGACAGAGUUCACAUCGUAAACUCCACCCUGGGGAAAGCUCUGGGAGGAGCAGCCGGGGGCUACACGGUGGGUCCUAAGCCCCUCAUCGACCUGCUGAGGCAGCGCUCUCGGCCGUACCUGUUCUCCAACUCGCUGCCCCCCCCGGUGGUCGGCUGCGCCAAACGGGCCGUGGAGCUGCUGCUGGCAUCCAAUGAGAUCUCACAGAGCAUGACGGCCAAAACCAUGAGGUUCAGGAACAAGAUGACGGAGGCCGGCUUCACCAUCUCCGGCUCGGCUCACCCCAUCUGUCCCGUGAUGCUGGGAGACGCUCGGCUGGCCUCUCUGAUGUCUGAAGACAUGCUGAAGCUAGGGAUUUACGUGAUCGGAUUCUCCUUCCCAGUCGUGCCAAAGGGCAAAGCCAGAAUCCGCGUUCAGAUCUCCGCGGCGCACACAGACGAAGACAUCGACCAGUGUGUGGACGCCUUCAUCCAGACGGGCAGGAAGCACGGAGUCAUCUCCUGAGCAUCACGGAAAAGCAGGAAUAAGAAAGAACCGGCUUUAUGAACGAGUUACUGAACAGAAACGAAGCGCUUGCUCUCAGAUUGAGCUGCCUGACAUAUGAAUGAUGGUGAUGGGAGUACUGGCUACCCCUGUAGGUCAGAGGAGGUUAUUGUUAUUCAUGUGUUUGCUUAGCUGGAUAAAGCACAUGUUGCUGUAGGUGUUUGUAUUUAGAAUAAAGGGCUGUAUGUUAUAUUUCCUACAAAAAAAGGAGGAAUAUUACUACUGAAUCCUUGAAUGUUUUGACAAAAGAUGGAUUUAUAAAGUAAUAAAGUCCCAAUUGGGAAUGCAAGUACUCUAAUAACCUUGCCUUAACUCAUCUUUCAAAACCAGCUUAAGACGGUGGCUUUUUCUUUGUGCUUUGUAGUUAGAGAAAGAUUUUAGGGAGUGAAGAAUGAAGUGUGUGUUGUUGUUUAAUUCUCAGCUCUUGUGAAAUGUGACGUUACCCAAAGGUCUUUUUCAGCUUGGACACAUGAGAGCCGCUUUGCCUUUUUGUCUCAGGAGAUGCAACUGCAGAUUUCCACAUUCUGGAUAAAGUAAAUGAUAUUAAAGUCUGCCUUUGCU
Eleginops maclovinus (Patagonian blennie) is the source of this 1934-nucleotide messenger RNA. It is a transcript of the gene gcat, whose product is annotated as glycine C-acetyltransferase. Gene Ontology annotation, cellular component: mitochondrion. The record is from RefSeq and is a predicted model, not a curated record. The transcript has 9 exons. Gene Ontology annotation, molecular function: pyridoxal phosphate binding; glycine C-acetyltransferase activity. NCBI's taxonomy places the organism in Eukaryota, Metazoa, Chordata, Actinopteri, Perciformes, Eleginopidae. Gene Ontology annotation, biological process: L-threonine catabolic process; biosynthetic process. Bases 51 to 1334 code for a protein of 427 amino acids.